Messenger RNA from Gadus macrocephalus (Pacific cod), 1755 nucleotides. It is a transcript of the gene bmper, whose product is annotated as BMP binding endothelial regulator. Lineage: Eukaryota; Metazoa; Chordata; Actinopteri; Gadiformes; Gadidae. The record is from RefSeq and is a predicted model, not a curated record. Bases 1 to 1722 code for a protein of 573 amino acids. The transcript is spliced from 13 exons. Gene Ontology annotation, molecular function: protein binding.
AUGUUGAAAAGGUUGCUGACCCCUGACGAAGGUGUCGUCACAGAGGCGGAGGUGCAGUGUGUAGUUCACUGCAGGAACCCCAAAAUACACCCCAAGAAGUGCUGCCCGACCUGCCCUAGCUGUAUAUUUGAGGGUCGUCUGUACAAGGAGAAGGAAGAGUUCAGCCCUGAAGGCAAACCCUGCAUCAAAUGCACUUGUACGGGCGGACGGACUCUGUGCAUGAGGGAGGCGUGUCCGGUUCUUUCUUGCCCCGCCCACCUCACCCACACCCCACCAGGACAGUGCUGCCCCCGAUGUCUCGGUCAGAGGAAGGUGUUUGAUCUGUCUCAGGGGAGCUGCUUGUUUCACAGCGAGGUCUAUGAGAACAACACCUCUUUCAGGAACGACAACUGCACCACCUGCAUCUGCAAGGAUUCCACUGUGGUGUGCAAGAAGCACUGCUCGCGGCCAGGCAGUUGCCAGGGCGACCAGUGCUGCGACGAGUGCCUGUCCUAUGUGAAGGUGGAGGAAGUGAAAUACUGCCGGGUCCGGAACAAGAUCUACAGGGAAGGAGACAUGUGGUCCUCUGCCAACUGCACCCUGUGUGCCUGUGUCCAGGGCAACAUCGAGUGUCAGCCCAAGCACUGUGUGCCCAUCACCAGCUGCCCGUCGAAUAAGAUCCUUAACCGAACGGGCUGCUGUCCUGUUUGCACUGAAAAGCCUGGUGUGUGCACAGUGUUUGGAGACCCUCACUACAACACAUUUGACGGGCGCACGUUCAACUUCCAGGGGACGUGUCAGUACGUGCUGACCCGCGACUGUGGCAGCGCCACCUCUGGCAGCCUGGGGAACAACAACAUCAACAGCCCUGACUCCAGCUUCACGGUCCUGGUGCGUAACGACGCCCGCAGGACGCGCUCCUUCUCCUGGACCCAGUCGGUGGAGCUGCGGCUGGCCGGCCUGAGCCUCAGCCUCCACCAGCACCUCACGGUGCGCAGGAACGGCUCGCGCAUCUCCCUGCCCUACCACGGGCCCGGGGUGCACAUCGACCUGGACGGGUACCUGCUGAAGCUCACCACCAUCGCAGGCCUGGAGAUCACGUGGGACGGGGACAGCUUCGUGGAGGUGGUGGCGGCGCCCCACCUGAGGGGCCGGCUCUGCGGCCUGUGCGGCAACUACAACGGGCAGAAGAGGGACGACACCACGGGCGGCGACGGGCAGUUCAAGUUCGACGUGGACGCCUUCGCCGAGUCGUGGCGCGUGGAGGGCAACGAGGUGUGCGGCGCCCAGCAGGCCGCGCGGCGCCCCGCCCCCCUGCUGUGCCCCGGCAGCGUGCGGGUCAAGUUCCGCGCGCACCGCGAGUGCCAGAAGCUCAAGGCCUGGGAGUUCCAGCGGUGCCACCGCGCGGUGGACUUCUCCACCUUCUACAGGUCCUGUGUCACAGACAUGUGUGAGUGUCCGGUGCAUAAGAACUGCUACUGUGAGUCCUUCCUAGCGUACAGCCGGGCCUGUGAGAGGGAGGGGGUCCCCGCCCUCUGGAAACCUGAGGCCGCCUGUAUGGCCACCCAGUGCAAGUACGGCGCCGUCUACGACACGUGCGGCCCGGGCUGCACCAAGACCUGCGACAACUGGAACGAGAUCGGGCCGUGCCACAGGCCCUGCGUGGCGGGCUGCCACUGCCCCGCCAACCUGGUGCUGUUCCAGGGACGCUGCAUCAAGCCCACCUCCUGCCCAGGACGGUGACCCUAGUGGGCCCGAGGGGAGAGGGGCCGGGGG